CAAUAGUGAGUGGUGCACACUUCCUUCGCCCAGCCACAGAACAAACAAAAGUCAAUUUAAGAGUUGCUGGUGUAACAUUAGGAAGAAUAUAUUCCACUCCUCUCUUGUACAUGCGGCUUAUGAGACGUCCAACAGAUGAACGCUCGUCAAGAACGUUCCCUUCAGCAGCAGGAGGAUCCGCAGCCCCCCACAUUGAAGAGGAAGAGGAGGAUCACUGGGUUACUCAGGAGGGAGAGUGUCCUGUAGGACAGGAGGAGGCUUAUCUCACCAAGUUUCCACUGACUGGUGUCUCUGUGAAGACUGAAGAGCAUGAAGACAAACCACCUGAGUCCUCACAGCUUCAUCACAGUCCAAACGUCUGUGAAAAAUAUUGUCCACCUGAGCAGCAGGAGGGGUCCUCCAGUAUGGAGCAGAAGAGGUCAGAGCACCUCCACGUGAAAGAAGAGGAGCCACAGCCCCCCUACUUUAAAGAUGAAGAAAAACAGCGGCUGUCCCCCCACUUCAUAGAGGAAGACAAGAGACACCUCAUCAGUGUGAAGAGUGAAGAUGAUGAGGUCAAAGGUGAGAGUGAACAGAAGUGGAGCUUCAGGAUGCGGACGGAGGAGCCACAGCCCUUCCACAUUAAGAAAGAAGAGGAAUACCCACUGAUCCCCUAUUUUAAAAAGGAAGCGGAGGACCCACUGAGCCCUCACAUUAAGGAGGAAGGGGAGGACCCACUGACCCCUCAGAUUAAAGAGGAAGAGGGGGACCCACUGACCCCUCACAUUAAAGAGGAAGAGGAGGAACACAGCAUCAGUCAGCAGGGAGAGCAUCUUGAAGGACUGGAGGAGGUUGAUGUCACCAAGAUGCCAGUGACUGGUGUCCCUGUGAAGAGUGAAGAUGAUGAGGUCAAAGGUGAGAGUGAGGAGAAGAGAGAGGCGGAGCCUCCAAGCAGCAGCUCAACUCAACACAUGACAACAGAAGCUGAUGGAGACCACUGUGGAGGAUCACAAGCAGACAAGCUCUUAGCUCCACUAUCAGAUAGUGAGGACACAACGUCACACUCUCCUGACACUGAUGAUGAAGACUCUAAAGAUGAUAAGACAUGUCACACUGACAACACACACUUCACAUGUUCUCUCUGUGACAAAACUUUUAAAUCUAGUAAUUUGAAAAGACACAUGAGAACACACACUGGAGAGAAACCUUUUUCAUGUUCAAUCUGUGGUAAAGAUUUUACUCGAAGGGACCAUUUCAAAACACACAUGAGAAUACACACUGGAGAAAAACCUUUUUCCUGCUCAGAAUGUGGUAAAAGUUUUGUGAUGAAUCAAAAUUUAAAAGUACACAUGAGAACACACACUGGAGAAAAGCCUUUUUCAUGUUUAAUCUGCGGUAAAGAUUUUAUUCAGAGGGACCAUUUCAAAACACACAUGAGAAUACACACGGGAGAAAAACCUUUUUCCUGCUCAGAAUGUAGUAAAAGUUUUGUAAUAAAUCAAAGUUUAAAAGAACACAUGAGAAUACACACUGGAGAAAAACCUUUUUCAUGUUCAAUCUGCGGUAAAGAUUUUACUCAUAGUCAACAUUUGAAAAGCCACAUGAGAACACACACUGGAGAAAAACCUUUUAUAUGUUCAGUAUGUUGUAAAAGUUUUAUAAAAAGACAGCAAUUGGAAGUACACAUAAGAACACACACUGGAGAGAAACCUUUUAUAUGUUCAGUAUGUAGUAAAAGUUUUAUACAAAGCCAGCAAUUGGAAGCACACAUGAGAAUACACACUGGAGAGAAAGUGUUCAGUUGCAGUGUGUGUGGUGAAAGAUUCUCUUAUAAGUACCAGUGUAAGAAACACAAGUGUGCUGGUGAGGACAGCUCAAGUGUGAGUGUAAAGUGUUGUGAUUGUGUGAAAAUGUGCGAAAGAACGAUAGCAGAGUACGAGGAGGAACUUUGUCCAACAAAAGAGGAGAAGGAGCGACAACAUCAAAAACAUCAAGUUGUGUUACACAGAACAGACAUCCAUCAGCUGAUUGGACACCAAGAAGAAUGUCUCCCUCAUCUGCAGGGGGACAGUUUCACUUUAGAGGAUCCACAGCACUCACAUUUUAAAAGGGACGAGGAGGAUCCACAGCCCCUUUAUUUUAAAGAGGAAGAGGAGGGAGAGUGUCCUGUAGGGCAGGAGGAGGCUGAUCUCACCAAGUUUCCACUGACUGUUGUCUCUGUGAAGACUGAAGAGCAUGAAGACAAACCACCUGAGUCCUCACAGCUUCAUCACAGUCCAAACGUCUGUGAAGAACAUAUUUACCCUGAGCAACAGAAGUGGAGCUUUAAAAUGCGGACGGAGGAGCCACAGCCCUCCCACAUUAAGAAGGAAGAGAAAUACCCACUGAUCCCCCAUUUUAAAGAGGAAGAGGAGGACCCACUGACACCCCGUUUUAAAGAGGAAGCGGUGGAUCCACUGAGCCCUCACAUUAAGGAGGAAGAGGAGGAUCCACUGACCCCUCACAUUAAUGACGAAGAGGAGGAACACAGCAUCAGUCAGCAGGGAGAGCAUCUUGAACGACUGGAGGAGGUUGAUGUCACCAAGAUGCCAGUGACUGGUGUCCCUGUGAAGAGUGAAGGUGAUGAGGUCAAAGGUGAAAGUGAGGAGAAGAGAGAGGCGGAGCCUCCAAGCAGCAGCUCAACUCAACACAUGACAACAGAAGCUGAUGGAGACCACUGUGGAGGAUCACAAGCAGACAAGCUCUUAGCUCCACUAUCAGAUAGUGAGGACACAACGUCACACUCUCCUGACACUGAUGAUGAACACUCUAAAGAUGAUAAGACAUGUCACACUGACAACACACACUUCACAUGUUCUCACUGCGACAAAACCUUUAAAUACCAUUGUCGUCUGAAAGUACACAUGAGAAUACACACUGGAGAAAAACCUUUUUCCUGCUCAGAAUGUGGUAAAAGUUUUGUAAAAAAUCUAAGUUUAAAAGUACACAUGAGAAUACACACUGGAGAAAAACCUUUUUCAUGUUCAAUCUGCGGUAAAGAUUUUACUCAAAAGCACCAUUUCAAAGUACACAUGAGAAAACACACCGGAGAAAAACCUUUUUCCUGCUCAGAAUGUGGUAAAAGUUUUGUAAUAAAUCAAAGUUUAGAAGCACACAUGAGAACACACACUGGAGAAAAACCUUUUUCAUGUUCAAUCUGCGGUAAAGAUUUUACUCAAAAGUACAAUUUCAAAGCACACAUGAAAAUACACACCGGAGAAAAACCUUUUUCAUGUUCAAUCUGCGGUAAAGAUUUUACUCGAAGGGACCAUUUCAAAAAACACAUGAGAAUACACACUGGAGAAAAACCUUUUAUCUGCUCAGAAUGUGGUAAAAGUUUUGUAAUAAAUGAACGUUUAAAAGUACACAUGAGAACACACACUGGUGAAAAACCUUUUAUAUGUUCAGUAUGUGGUAAAAGUUAUAUAGAAAACCAGCAAUUAAAAUUACACAUGAGAACGCACUCUGGUGAAAAACCUUACUCCUGUUCAAGCUGCAACAAAAGCUAUCGUCGCCGACAAUCUUAUACAGUACACAUGAGAACACACACAGGAGAGAAAGUGUUGAGUUGCAGUGUGUGUGGUGAAAGAUUCUCUUCUAAGUACCAGUGUAAGAAACACAAGUGUGCUGGUGAGAACAGCAGCAGCAAAUGAAGAUGCAGGAUUUGAAAUAAACUGUCAAAACUUUAACUUUGACUUUCUAACAUCAGCACAUAUAACAUGUGUGACAUCAUUGUUGUGUGUAACACAAUAUUGUUAUCAAACGUAUAACAUUUAUAGAUUAGACACUUCAGAUUAGUGCUUUUAUUUCAGUCAAGUACAUGAGUUAAUAUACACAUUUGUGUACUUUAAAAUGAACAGAACAAUUUGACUGAAAAGAUUAGAAUAAACAGUACAUAAAAUAUGUUACAUAGAAUAAACAUUUUAAGUGUAGAUAUUCAUAAUUGACUUUUAUACUAAUUCAUAAUUGUGUUUUAUAUAUGUUUUUUGAAAUAAUGAGUGUUACAUAUUUUAUUUUCUAAUUGUAGAUGAUUCCAUAGAUGAACUCCUUUAUAUGAUAUACAUAUUUAUUUUACAUGUGUUCAUACCUUUGCUUUUGAGUACACAUAAAUCCCUCUUAGUUCAUAUUUACUGGUUCACAUCUGAAACAUCUUCUGGACCACUUCUGGAAGCAUAUUAUUAUUUACUUUAUACAUCAUUUGAACAGUUGUCUUUUAUACCAUUUUAAAAUGUGUGACUUUAUGAAUCAUUUCUUGGGUCUCUGUAAUCCAUUCUAUUAAUUGUCUUUAUUACUCUCUUGUGUAAUAUGAAUAUUGUUGUGUGAUUGUUGUAUAUGUAU
Entelurus aequoreus (snake pipefish) is the source of this 4356-nucleotide messenger RNA. Its product is annotated as gastrula zinc finger protein xFG20-1-like. The record is from RefSeq and is a predicted model, not a curated record. Lineage: Eukaryota; Metazoa; Chordata; Actinopteri; Syngnathiformes; Syngnathidae. Gene Ontology annotation, biological process: regulation of transcription by RNA polymerase II. Bases 111 to 3671 code for a protein of 1186 amino acids. Gene Ontology annotation, molecular function: DNA-binding transcription factor activity, RNA polymerase II-specific; RNA polymerase II cis-regulatory region sequence-specific DNA binding. The transcript is spliced from 6 exons.